GCUCAAGUUCAACUUGACUAAAACCAUCGAUGGCUUCAAGUAAUCUCGUUCAACCUAUAACAGCACAUUCCAUCCAAUAUCAAUCAAACUUGGAACAACAAGAAUCCAAUCAAUCAAAUCAAAAUACUCAGAUAUCAAAUCAUGUCAUUGAGGAUCCUGAACUAAGACAAAGAUUAGAAACAGCUAAAAAGGAAUUGACUCAAACCCUUUUGAAGAAACGAAAGUUGGACAAAGAACUUGCUUCAUUAGAAGCAACACUUUACGCUGAUGAGACGGCUUAUCUGACUCAUCCAACGGCGAACUCAUUCGGUAAUAUCGUUAAAGGAUACGAAGCUUACGUUAAAGCUCCGCCGUCUGUCACAAUAGGCGCUAAUGGAAUAUCAUCAGUCGAUCAUCAUUCAACUCGACGUAAAAGAACUACAACUGCUGCUUUUGGAACUUCAUCCUUACUCAACCCACACACUGAAGUCGUAGGAGAUGCUGAACGGGUGUUUUCAAAGAGUAGUGGAUCAUACCUAAGGGCUCUUGAAUCACGUAAUCGGGAUCAGGAAUCAGCUAUCACCUCUGAGCAAGAAUCAGUAGCACAUUCUUUAAUCCAAUCUCAUAUUUCACUUCCACCUUCUGCAAAUACUGAAUCAAGGAAGAAGACGAAAACUUAGUUCUGCUGGAUGAAUAUCGUUUCGAACAGCUCCACUUCAAGCUCUAAUCUGAGAUGCCAUCAUAUCCUCAACUAUCAGAUC
Messenger RNA from Melampsora larici-populina 98AG31, 740 nucleotides. RefSeq lists its product as uncharacterized. Gene Ontology annotation, cellular component: NuA4 histone acetyltransferase complex. The transcript has 3 exons. The record is from RefSeq and is a predicted model, not a curated record. NCBI's taxonomy places the organism in Eukaryota, Fungi, Basidiomycota, Pucciniomycetes, Pucciniales, Melampsoraceae. Bases 30 to 659 code for a protein of 209 amino acids.